UGAUUCAGUCAACUUCCUGUUUAUCACUUGUUUUGUGCAACUCGGACCGCUGGACUGUCCUGUUGGACCUGUCGGUCACAUUAACUGCUGCCGCGUUCAUUUCUUCUGAGAACUAUUUAACCUGGUCCUGUUCGUCGUCAUGGUGAUGUUCCACUGAGCGGGCCUGGGAGGAUCCUGGAGAUUUCCUGAUUUCAAGUUCGGAGAGGAGCCCAGAAGGAACAGUAACGCGUUUUCCACAGGAAUAGAAACCAGACCGAAAACAUCAGCAUCGAUGUGCUGAACUGGCUUCACCGAAACCCUGCUAGCUCUGUAGCUGCGUAGCUAACCCCGGGGCCAGCGGCAGGUCGCCGCCUGCGGCCCGACAGCGGCUCGUGUCUUCCUGGGGUGGAGCUGCUCACCGCUGCCGUGAAUUCAGGACGACCGCCCGGCUCUGGCCCCCCCAAGCGGGCAGUCAGGAAGAAGCUCGCCGGGAAGGGAUGGCCUGGUCGGUCUUCCCGUUCCAAAGGACAGGGCUCUGCGGUCUUUGAAGGGGGACGAGUGCGGCUGGAGGCGACCACCGCGGUUCGAGACGCCAUGAUGGCCGCCUCCCCCUCCGCGGCCGGCGGAUUUACGGUUUCCGGUCUGUCGGUGAGAAAGAGCGAGCAGAUUGCGGAUCUGAUCGAUCUGUUCUCCAAGACACAGUAUCGAGCAAAGGAAGUCAGUCCUCGGGUGGAGGCGAUAGAGAAGCGAUGUCUGGAACUGUUUGAUAGAGACUACAAGUACAGCAUCAUCUCUAAUUACAGCGGAGAGGUCUGCGGCCACUACCCCCGUCAGAUCGUUUUCCUGGAGUACGAGUCUACAGAGGUGGACAGAGACAGAGACAGGUUUGAGAGCACGGUGCAGAUCAGCAAGCUGCAGGACCUGGUGAGCAGAAGUAAAAUGGCUCGCUGCAGAGGGAGGUUCGUCUGCCCCGUCAUCCUUUACAACGGCAAGCACAUUUGCCGCUCAGCCACCCUGGCAGGUUGGGGGGAGCUGUAUGGGCGGACGGGCUACAACUACAUCUUCUCAGGGGGCAGCGACGACACCUGGACCGAGCCAGAGGAGGUUCCCGAGGACGACCCAGCAGUCAGGAACGGCGAGUCCCAGCUCUUCGACAAAGUUCGAGGUCACGACAUCAAGCUGCUCCGCUACCUCUCGGUUCGCUACAUCUGUGACCUCAUGGUGGAGAACAAGAAGGUCAAGUUCGGCCUGAAUGUGACGUCCUCUGAGAAGGUGGACAAGGCGCAGCGCUACGCCGACUUCACCCUGCUCUCCGUGCCUUACCCAGGCUGCGAGUUUUUCAAGGACUACAAAGACAGAGACUACACGGCGGAGGGCCUGGUGUUCAACUGGAAUCAGGACUUCGUGGACGCUCCCCUGACCAUCCCCGCGCGCUUCUCUCAGAACCUGAACAUCGACUGGACUCGGUACCAGUCGUGGGACCUGGUGGAGCAGACCCAGAACUACCUGAAGCUGCUCCUCCACAUCAUCAACAGCGAUGAUGACAGCGGGCUGCUGGUGCACUGCAUAUCAGGCUGGGACCGAACACCGCUGUUUGUUUCCCUCCUCAGACUCUCCCUGUGGGCAGACGGCGCCGUGCACGCCAACCUGGAGCCUGCUGAGAUCCUCUACCUGACCAUUGCUUAUGACUGGUUUCUCUUCGGUCACAUGCUGCCAGAUCGACUCUCCAAAGGGGAAGAGAUUUUCUUUUUUUGCUUCAAUUUUUUGAAGCACAUCGUCUCAGAGAAGUUCUCUGCUGUCAGGAAACAGAGGAGGAAAAACUCCCACUUCAAAGACAGUGACUUCACUGUGGAGGACCUCUGCCGGCUGAGGUCCAGGGACCGCGGCAGCAUCACCAGUCUGAGCAGCGACUUCUCCCUCAUCACCGAAGAGCUGGCUGGAGCCUCCUGUCCCAACGCUGACCCUGUGGACCUGUUCUCCGGCCAGCCCCAGGCCUCCAGCGGGAGGAAAGCACCUGCCUCCUCUCCUCCGAUGGUGUCCUGGUGUAAACAGAACCCUCUGGAUGAGACUCUCUCCCAUCCAGCCAACGAGGCCAAGUCUUCCAGCUCGUCCUCCUCCAACCAAUCAGACCAUGGCAUCACACGCUCCGGCAGCAGCCCGUUGGCUGUCCCCACAAGAGGGUUAGCAGCAGAGUUCUCCAGAUCAGGCUCCUCCCUGUCCACAGAGUACGGAAGCUGGCAGAUAGUUUCCGGUUGUGGCAGCAUCCACGACCACGGCCACAUUUCUCAGCCGAUGGCCUCAGUUUCCUCCAACUCGUCUGCUGUCACCUCUGCCUACGAUUCCCCACUGCCCUUCAGCUUCCAGGACGAAGGGCCCAGUGGGCGGAUGUGCUCGCUGCCGUCGGAGCGCCAGGCCCGCCUGGAGGCGGUUCGAGAGAUCUUCCUGGCCGCCUACAGCUCCACCGUGGGCCUCAGGUCCUCGGCCCCCAGCCCUUCCGGCGCCAUCUCCGGCCUGCUGGAGCAGUUUGCCCGCGGGGUCGGCCUCCGUGGCAGCAACGCCAUCGUUUGAACUCUUCCUCUGUGACUCCAUCUCCCAACCCCUUGGAGCUUCCGUGUUUCACUCCAUCCUGGGGCCAGAUGCAUAAAACAGUUUCAUGAUCAAAACGGUUGUGUUCACACAGAUCAAGAAAACGUGUUCAUGCACUGUUGUCACUCAUAAACCACAAGUUUCCCGAAACUGCACACAAAUCUAUGAUUCCAUUUUUCUUUUUAAAGCAGAAUUUGCUCUGCAGGAGCAAACGAGAUGCACAACAACACAACGUGACACUUCUCAGUGGUUCCUGUUUUCCCCUGUGUUUUGCCUUGUGAACAAGCUCAAAUUGGAGAAUGACGCACAGCGUUGACCAGAGGUUGAGCUCCACAGUAAACCAGACCGCCAUGUAGAAGAACUGACUGUGUUGCUGUAAGGUGGCAGAAAGCAUCUUUAGAACUGAUCGUGGUCUAAAUGAAGCUUCACUUCUCCAGUCGGAUGUUUUAACGGUGAUGGAGAAUUAUCAGCUGCUCUAUCACCACUGGCACGUUCAUCCCUUCCCAGUCUGCUGCCGCCUUCACUCCAGCAGUUUGGUAACCAAUAGCAACGAUCCCCGUCCAGGAGCAGCCAGAGGUUUUUGCAUGUUCGUGUGAAACACAAAAGGGCACCGUCGGUCUCAAACGGUGUCCGCGUCCGAUGAUGGCGUGAAAACAUUGUUAUGCAUCUGGCCUCAAUGACGUGCCAACCAGCUCUGCUCAGGUAAUGCGCCCACAUUGUAUUUUCAUCCUGGAGACGUUCUCGCAUUCAGGGAGAGGAUUAGCUUCCUCCAGGCUGACUGACUAAAAGGGACGGUGGAAAUGGAGACGAGCCUUUAAUCCCCCCAAAUCCCCACCCCAGUACUAAGAUUUCUGUCAGCAGAAUGGAUUUACUUUUCUUCCUUGCUGCUGUUGUUUCCAAAGCCAGUCCAGAGGGAAGAACUGUACUUCAGGUGGUUAGUGUAGAGAACAGCACUUCGUCUUCUGCUAGCUAACUCACAGAGUUCUUUGUCCCUCUUAUUUGCUGCAUUAGCUCACUGAUUUGCCAGAUUUGAACACAGCUGUGUUCUGCCUUCGUCGAAAAGAUGAAGGUACCCACCAUUAAAUUCAACGUCAUCUGCAUUGGCAGACCUGGCUAGAAAAAUUACCACUUUAUGGGGAGAAUAUUAGCUCAUCCAGAGUUAAAAGAACUUCAGCAGGUAGAGGAAAGUGUGUUGGGAUCAUACAGAGUUUUGUUCAGCGCUCCUGAAUUAAAUCUUCAACAUGAUCUGAAGAGAAGCGUAACGUGACAUGAGACUGCAGCCUCAUCUCACGUCUCUCUUUUGCUUCAAUAAGUUUGCAUUUCUUGGCAGAAUCGGCCUCGUCCAACAUGUUCUGUGUACAGUUGAAACACCGUCGUCCAAGUAGAAACCACUCUUAUGUCAGCCAAUCAGUGAUCCUGCUAGAAAAAUUGUAAGACUUUUUUUCAAUCUCUUGUGCUUGAGGAAAGACCCUGGGUCAGUUCGCCCCAUUUCUAGUCGUAAGCGGUUAGAGACGGAUGUCUACCGAAACCGAGUCACUGACGCUGGUUUUGCUGGUUUAGCAUCGUCGUGUUGUGGAUGUGCUUUGUAAACCUUGUGACAGAACUUGUCUGAAGUGUAGAAACCUUGAACUCCAUCACUGGAUGGAGCCAAACGGGUUCAUGUUUUUGGGUUUGCAAGAGGGAUUUCUCACCGGUCCCUCUGCUCUUUGGGAUGACACAACAUGCACCCCUAUGUGUCCAUCGGGUCUAACAUUGCGCGACUGUCUGCCAUUUGUACUCCCACAAUGGUGGGGAAAUUCCACAAUGUGACCACCGGCCUCCGACCCAGGAAUGCUGUUAUCUGCGUCUAGGAGGGAUCCUCUGAAUCUGGUGAUGGUCAUUGUUUUUGACUCGCUGCCUGGCGCUGCAGCAGCUCCCUGUAACUCUGUUACCCUCUUCAAUACGCCAACACAUCUGCCUUUCAUGUGCAGAUUAAAUCACUUGACGUCUGCAUUUGUACCAAAUUAUGUCCAAACUGAACUGUUAAAACAACCUUGUUUGCCAUUGUGUUUAGCUUUGACAUCUCGUGUGCAAUUUUGCACCCAUGUUCAAUGACCUUCAACCUUUUCUUUUUUGGAUGUCUUUCAUCUGGUACAGCCAGGAUGAACUUAUCUAAAAACAUCAAGCCAACACCAGUUUUGUCCUAUACCUGUUCUCUGUGAUGUUUUCUUUGGUCUGUAGUUGACUUUCUCACUAAAAUCAGUUUGAUUAGAUGUGUGAAGGGACUGUUCCCUGGUGGCCUUAUCGAAAUCUUAAUAAAGUGCUAAUCAUGCUGGCCUCUAGUCAGCUACAUACAUAUCUUCUUGAGUCUAGAUUAUUGUUGACUGGCAGUCUGGAGAAUUUCAUCUCGAAUCCAAAGGCUUUCUCAAUGUGGGUUGUUUGGGCUCCCAGAAUGUUCUCAACACUGUGCCUUUAAGGUCACGCUCACCAGACUGUAUUUUUGGACUUUAAUUAAAGUUUUUAACCCUUCUUCCAUGUUUUAUCUGAUUAAUGUGUUGCUCAACGUUGCCACAGUGUGAAUGGCUGGUAUACCUCAGGACCUUUUGGUUGUGCCUUCUUUGUAACCUCAGCAACGUUUCCAUCCCAUCGUUGCUCCUUUAGAUAAGACAGGCAUUCUUUCAUAGCCAGCCUUGUUAGCUUGCGUUACUCUGUGUUGAGUCUUCCAGCCGACCCAGAGGACACGGGAAGAGGUCCUCUCAGUUUGGCCUUUGAGAUCAAUUUGGCAGAGUAAUGCUUAUUUGAUGAAAAAAUUUGAGCUAGAUAAUUAAACAACCUUGGUUCGUUCAGUGAUGAAAACACUGACCCGUGUUCCUGUCUGGAAUCUGCUGCGAGUCUGUGUUUCUAUAUUCUGUCAGAUGUUUGAUGAAUCAGUUCAGUAGUCUGGUAAAGCUGUUUGUUUUCAAAGUAAAUCUUAAACAGAGCAAUCAGUGAUCAGGUGGAUCGAAUGAAUGUCUCAAAGUCAGAUGAGCCGUCUCCUUGUUUCCCUGCUGGGGUCCAGUGCUGCUCAUCCUCAUUCCUACCAUUUCUGUCUUUUGUGGCCUCACUUUCAGGUCCUGGAAGUGAGGCCUAUCACAGAACACCUGCUGAAACCCAAAUAUUCAGAAAUAACGUUUUAAUCUCAGCUGUCAACAGAAGCCCUCGAUUUACCGGUUGGUGUACGUUACUAUCCCCAUCGGUGGUCACGACCUCUGGGCAGUGACCAAAAGAAUGAAAUCAUGGAUACCAACAGCCUAAAUGAGUUUCCUCCUCGGGGUGUUUGGUCUUCUGAGGAGUGUCUAGGGCAGGGGUGGGCAACUCAAGGCCUUGAGGGCCAACGUCCUGCAACUUCUAGAUGUGAAUCUACUUCAACACACUUGAGUCAAAUAAUGAGGUCAUUAGCAGGACUCUGGAGAACUUGACUGCACUUGGGAGGUGAUUCAGCUAUUUGAUUGAAUUGAUUUGAUCCCUGGACCAGGGAGACAUGUAAGAGUUGCAGGACACCGGCCCUCGAGGACCAGGAUUGCCCACUCCUGGUCUAGAGUCUGGAUAAGAAGUUUUGUCAUUGGGCAGUGACUCAAUAGAUAAAUAAUAGAUAAUAAUAAUAAUAGAUAGCUCCUCCACGUCAAAGUGGCUCGGACAUCUGGUUAGGUCCUGUCUGGGUGUGGAGGAGUCCUAAUCUGGGGGAGUUAGGGCACCUCCUUAUCUGGACGAGUCCUGAUUAGGAGGACGCCUCCUGGUGAGGUGUUCCAGGCCCAUCCCACCAGGAGAGCCAGAGGAAGAUCCACGACACUUUGGAGGGAUGAUGUUCCUCUGCUGACCUGGGAGGCAAGUCUGGGUCCAUCUGCUUAGGCUGCUGCCCUUGUGAUUCUAAUCCAGAUUAAGCAAGAGCUGAUGAAUGAAUCUCAACUGUUGUCUGCUUCAAAUCAUCUUGUCAUUUAUCAAUUGUUGGGUUCGUCUUCCCAAAUUGGUCACAUAAUUGUUUUAGAAUUAAUUUAGAGGGUUGAUUGAAAUGCUGCACUGCACUUGUUCUUUUUUGUUCUCUGUAAGGAAGUGUUUUGUUUCAUUGUACAGAUGGUGCAUUUUAAGAGUUUUUCUUUAGGUUGUAUAUUGCUUGUAAUUGUUGCCAGGUGACAGACUGUGAUGAAAGCUGCGUAUUCUCAAUAAAGAAACCAGACAAAAGUG
Molecule: messenger RNA, 6765 nt
Organism: Xiphophorus maculatus (southern platyfish)
Lineage: Eukaryota; Metazoa; Chordata; Actinopteri; Cyprinodontiformes; Poeciliidae
Gene: mtmr14
Product: myotubularin related protein 14
Exons: 19
Coding region: 574-2547 (657 amino acids)
Biological process (GO): dephosphorylation
Molecular function (GO): phosphatidylinositol-3-phosphate phosphatase activity
Source: RefSeq, a predicted model, not a curated record